Molecule: messenger RNA, 429 nt
Organism: Dibothriocephalus latus
Lineage: Eukaryota; Metazoa; Platyhelminthes; Cestoda; Diphyllobothriidea; Diphyllobothriidae
Source: the annotation of a GenBank genome assembly
AUGGGGAGCUUCAAUACGAACGUCACGCCUGAAGAACCAAUGCCCAUGUCAGAUGGAGUCAACACACCUUUACCACCCCGCACAGCCUAUUUCCACUUCAAAGAUGACCAGGGUUGGACUAAUCUGUACGCCAAAAUGGUCUCAAUUUGGUGGACAUUGUCCUACUGGUGCCAGCGUCAACCUCCCGAAGGCUGUUACAUUCUUCUGGUACCGGUGUACGGCACUUCGGAUAAGCAACAGGAGGUCAUACAGAGACCGAAAUUCUGGGCGCGGUAUGUGGAUGACACCUUUGUCGUCAUCGAACGGGAUCAGGUGCUGACGUUCAACAAAUGUCUGAAAUGCGUCUUCCCGGGCAUCCAAUUCACGAUGGAGGAGGAAGAGAACAACCAGCUGGCCUCCCUUGAUAUCCUCGUCUGUCGAAAAUAUUGA